AUGAUUGCGGAAAGCGCAUGGUGGGCUCUGUACGUUAUUGCUUUCGUCAUUGUUACCAACGUGAUGUUGAUGAACGUCGUCACCGGGGUGAUCUGCGAGCAAGUCAUGGAGCUGGCCAGGAAGAAGAUACCGGACCACCAGAAGACCUUGGACCAGCUGGACCUGUGGAAGCUCAAAGUGUGGGAGCUGUUCUGCGAGUAUGACGCAGAUGGGAGCAGCGCCCUCGACACUGGCGAGUGCGUCAGCCUUCUGCGCUCAGUCAGAAUGCGGGAGGUGCUUCUCGAGAUGGGGGUUGGUCUGCCGCUCGAGCGGGAGCACAUCAUCUGCGUCCUCGACGAGGGCGGCAAGGGAACGCUCUCGUUCCACGACCUGUUCAGUGGCAUACUGAGGCAGCAGGGCACGAAGUCCGACAUCCUCUCCCAGUCGCUGCAGUACGGCCUCGCCAGGCACGACCAGCAGAAGUCCGCGAGCAUCGACGGGAUCGAGCUCGCCGUCGCGGAGAGCAUGCACGGCUCCGCGCGCCGAGCCGCCUGCCGCCUCCGCGAGCGCGCGGGCGCCGCCUCCGCGGGCGCGCGGGGCGCGCUGCCGGCCGCGCCGGCCGGGGCGGCGCUCGGGUCACAGUGGCGAAGAAGCGUCCUGGCGUGCCCAUAG
Messenger RNA from Prorocentrum cordatum, 651 nucleotides. The record is from the annotation of a GenBank genome assembly. Lineage: Eukaryota; Dinophyceae; Prorocentrales; Prorocentraceae.